Messenger RNA from Notothenia coriiceps (black rockcod), 4446 nucleotides. It is a transcript of the gene tpp2, whose product is annotated as tripeptidyl peptidase 2. The record is from RefSeq and is a predicted model, not a curated record. Gene Ontology annotation, biological process: proteolysis. Gene Ontology annotation, cellular component: cytosol. Gene Ontology annotation, molecular function: tripeptidyl-peptidase activity; serine-type endopeptidase activity. The transcript is spliced from 29 exons. Lineage: Eukaryota; Metazoa; Chordata; Actinopteri; Perciformes; Nototheniidae. The coding region runs from base 72 to 3839 and encodes 1255 amino acids.
GCAGUCUUGCUCUCCGGGCGGCUCUCUCUUCCCCAUUUCGCUGCUUUGUUUUCAUCGUCGCUCCUCUGAUCAUGGCUGCCCAUUCUGCAGAAGAACCGUUCCCCUUCCACGGACUGCUUCCCAAAAAAGAAACUGGAGCCACGUCUUACCUCACCAGGUUCCCCGAGUACGAUGGCCGAGGAGUGCUCAUCGCUAUCCUGGACACCGGCGUGGAUCCCGGAGCCCCCGGCAUGCAGGUUACAACUGAAGGGAAGCCAAAGAUCGUCGACAUCAUCGAUACAACAGGCAGCGGUGACGUGAAUAUGACCACGUUGGCAGAACCUAAAGAUGGGACAAUCACUGGCCUCUCUGGUACAACACUUAAGAUCCCACCUUCCUGGGUCAAUCCAUCAGGGAAGUAUCACAUUGGAGUUAAAAAUGGCUACGAGUUCUUCCCUAAGGCUCUAAAAGAAAGAAUACAGAAAGAGCGAAAGGAGAAGUUGUGGGACCCACCACACCGAGCAGCACUAGCUGAGGUCUCACGCAAAACCGAAGAGUUUGACCUCGCUCACCCAACACCCUCACAGUUGGAGAAGUUGCAGAAAGAAGAGCUUCAGAGUCAGUCAGAGCUGCUGGCUUCACUAGAAAAGAAGUACAGUGACCCUGGUCCUGUAUAUGACUGUGUGCUUUGGCAUGACGGAUUCACAUGGAGGGCUGUGGUUGACACUUCAGAGAGUGGGGACCUGCCCCAGUGCACAGUGCUGAGCCCCUACAAAGAGUCGCAAGAGUAUGCCACGUUGGGAAAUGCUGAGAUGCUUAACUACUCUGUUAAUAUUUAUGAUGAGGGAAACACACUCUGCAUCGUCACCAGUGGAGGGGCUCAUGGGACACACGUGGCAAGCAUCGCAGCAGGUUACUUCCCAGAGGAUCCUGAUCGCAACGGCGUGUCCCCCGGAGCCCAAAUCCUGGCUAUUAAGAUUGGAGACACCCGCCUCAGCACAAUGGAAACAGGCACUGGACUCAUCCGCGCGAUGAUUGAAGUCAUCAACUACAAGUGUGACCUGGUUAACUACAGCUACGGGGAAGCCACCCACUGGCCUAAUACAGGGAGGGUUUGUGAGGUGAUCACAGAGGCUGUGCAGAAGCACAAUGUGAUAUUUGUUUCAAGUGCAGGAAACAACGGUCCGUGCCUUUCCACGGUCGGCUGCCCAGGAGGAACCACCAGCAGUGUCAUAGGAGUUGGAGCAUAUGUGACUCCAGACAUGAUGGUGGCCGAGUAUUCCCUGAGAGAGAAGCUGCCUCCCAACCAGUACACCUGGUCAUCAAGGGGCCCCUGCACAGACGGGGCCCUGGGGGUCAGCAUCAGUGCGCCAGGCGGGGCCAUUGCAUCUGUACCCAACUGGACACUUCGUGGUACACAGCUGAUGAACGGCACUUCCAUGUCGUCCCCUAAUGCCUGUGGCGGCAUCGCACUCAUCCUCUCAGGAUUAAAGCAGAAUGGUAUCCCUCCCUCUGUUCCUGCGGUGAGGAGGGCGCUGGAGCACACAGCUUUGAAGAUCGAUGACAUCGAGGUGUUUGCACAAGGGCAUGGAAUAAUCCAGGUGGAUAAGGCUUUAGACUACCUCACUCAACACGCCUCUUUACCCUCAAGCCAACUAGGAUUCUCAGUAAGUGUGGGAUCACAGAGAGGCAUCUACCUCAGGGACCCAGCCCAUGUUCUCGCACCUUCAGAUCACGGAGUAGGAAUUGAACCAAUCUUCCCCGAAAACACAGGGAACCCUGAGCGAAUCUCCUUGCAGCUACACUUAGCGCUGACAUGUGCCGCCCCGUGGGUCCAGUGCCCCACCCAUCUAGAGCUGAUGAACCAGUGUCGCCAUGUGAACGUCCGUGUCGAUCCUGUGGGGCUGAGAGAAGGAGUGCACUACACAGAGGUGUGUGGGUAUGAUACAUCAGCACCUAGCUGUGGACCUCUUUUCAGAGUCCCAAUCACAGUUAUAAUCCCUGCCAAAGUGACAGAUAGUCGUAAUCCAGAGGUGUCUUUCACAGACGUGCACUUCAGACCGGGUCAGAUCAGACGCCACUUCAUCACUGUCCCUCAGGGAGCCUCCUGGGCAGAGAUCACACUGACCUCUCAUUCGGGAGACGUGUCCUCAAAGUUUGUCCUCCAUGCGGUGCACCUGGUCAAACAGAAGGCGUACCGAGCUAAUGAAUUCUACAAGUUCUCCUCACUGUUGGAAAGGGGCUCACUAAUUGAAGCUUUCCCUGUGCUGUCCGGCAGGAUAGUAGAGUUUUGUAUUGCACGCUGGUGGGCGAGCCUGGGAGACGUCACCGUGGACUACAGCAUCUCGUUCCAUGGACUCCACACUUCCCCUUCACCCCUGCACAUAAAUGCCUCAGAGGGAGUGACGAGUUUUGAUGUGUCGUCACCUCUGAGGUACGAGGAGGUGUCCCCCACUAUCACCCUUAAGUCCUGGGUUCAGCCUCUCAGGCCCUUAAAUUCAAAGAUAAAAGCCCUGGGAUUGAGGGACGUUCUGCCAAACAACAGACAACUCUAUGAGAUUGUCCUCACCUAUAGCUUUCACCAGCCGAAGAGUGGAGAGGUCACCCCCAGCUGUCCCAUGCUGUGUGAGCUGCUGUAUGAGUCUGAGUUUGACAGUCAGCUCUGGAUGCUACACGACCAGAACAAGAGACUACUGGGCUCUGGGGAUGCCUACCCACACCAGUAUUCUCUGAAGCUGGAAAAGGGGGACUACACCGUGCGUCUGCAGGUCCGCCACGAGCAGUCCAGUGAGCUGGAGCGCCUUAAGGACCUUCCGUUUGUGGUGUCUCACCGUCUGUCCACCACUCUCAGUCUGGAUGUCUACGAGUCACACCGCGCUGCCCUCAUGGCCAAGAAGAAGGCAAACUCUCUCACCCUCUGCCCGGGCGCCACUCAGCCCUUCUACAUCACAGCCCUGCCAGACGACAAGGUCCCAAAGGGGACGAGUCCAGGAUGCUAUCUUUCAGGUUCUCUGGUUGUUCCCAAGAGCGAGUAUGGCAAGAAAGCAGAUGUCGUUCCGAUCGUGUACCACUUAAUUCCUGCUCCCAACAAAACAAAGAACGGCGGGAAGGAGAAGGACAAGGAAGCAGACAAAGAGAAGGACGUGAAGGAGGAGUUUGCAGAAGCUAUGAGAGACUUGAAGAUCCAGUGGAUGCCAAAGUUGGACACCAGCGCCAUCUAUGAUGAAUUGAGGGAAAACUACCUAGAUUACCUCCCCCUGCACGUGCAAAGGCUGCACCAGCUGGACUCUGAAAAGGAGCGCGCCAAACGUCUGAAGGAGGUUGUGUCUGCUGCCGACAUCGUCAUCUCCCACAUCGACCAGACGGCCCUGGCUGUUUACCUCACCUUGAAGACUGACCCUCGGCCUGAUGCCGCCACAAUCAAGACGGACAUGGAGAAGCAGAAGUCCUCUUUGCUGGACGCUCUGUGCAGGAAGGGCUGUGCUCAGGCCGACCAUCUCCUGCUGCCCCCCCCGCUGCAGGAGGGGGCCGCUGCGGGGAUAGUGGAACAGGUGGCCAGCAGCUCUGAUGACACUGUGUACUGCGUGGUGAAAGCGUUGACAGAAACGUUUUGGGAGGUGCAGAAGUGGGCGGAGCUAACUGACUCCAAGGUGUUGAUGUUUUCAUACAAACACGCUCUUGUGAACAAGAUGUACGGCCGAGCCUUAAAAUAUGCCUCAAAGAUGGUGGAGGAGAAGCCCAGCAAAGACAACAUGAAGAACUGCGUCCAGCUGAUGCGACACCUCCGAUGGAGCCACUGCGCCACCUUCAGUGAGAACUGGCUCCCUGUCAUGUACCCCGCAGAAUACACAGCUUUCUAGGCACAGACGCACAUGCAUGCACCAGCCGCACAGUCCAUUAAAUGGUAACUUGAAUAUCAUGCCCCUCAGGGUCACAUGGUCUAUGCAUCUGGGUUUUCAAAUAUAGAUGUAGAGGGACACCAAAAUGAAGGAUAACAGAGUGUGAACGGUUAGAGGCACUCGGCACCUUAUAAGGCGAGAGGGGAUCACGCUCGUCCUGUCUUUAAAUGUCUUGUCAUCACAGACAAAACAAAUCAUUCAGUUUAUAUUUUUUAAAUGUUUUAAACCGUUGCCAAGGCUUGAUGAUACUGUAGCUCGAUGCUUUCUUAGUUGGCUGUUGUCCUUUUUAUUUUGGCGUCAGAUACAUAUUUAGAGGCUUUCACAUCCCGCUCGUCGUCAGCUCACCGCACUCCAGAUCACAUAGGUAACCUCAUUCACUGCAUAUCACAUAGGUAACCUCAUUCACUGCAUAUCACAUAGGUAACCUCAUUCACUGCAUAUCACAUAGGUAACCUCAUUCACUGCAUAUCACAUACAGUGGGGCAAAAAAGUAUUUAGUCAGCCACCAAUUGUGCAAGUUCUCCCACUUAAAAAGAUGAGAGAGGCCUGUCAUUUUCAUCCGAGGUAU